Molecule: messenger RNA, 685 nt
Organism: Phragmites australis (common reed)
Lineage: Eukaryota; Viridiplantae; Streptophyta; Magnoliopsida; Poales; Poaceae
Product: glyoxylase I 4-like
Exons: 4
Coding region: 1-609 (202 amino acids)
Source: RefSeq, a predicted model, not a curated record
AUGUCGAGCCGGACCAGUCGUGCCUCGGCGUGCCUUGCCGAGCCGAGGCCCAUCAAGCCCACGCUCACAGCGGAAACGGAGCAUUUCCUUCCUGGAACAGCGCAGCAGCAAUCCAGCUCCGGGAAGGCCUUCGCGGGGGGCAGGGCGCAGGCUUCCCCCUCCCCCGCCUCCGCGUACCGCCAUUCGCGGACCAGCCUGUCGGUUGCCACCGGUGGGGAGCAGCAGCUCAUCACGGCGCAGGAGCCGGCCCAGAAACCUGAUUAUGAGGUGGUUAGCAUUCACCAUGUUGGAAUUCUCUGUGAAAAUCUUGAAAGAUCAAUGUCGUUCUACAAGGACCUCCAUGGUCUUAUGGUGAAUCCAGCCAGGCCAACUGACAAGCUGCCGUACAGAGGCGCUUGGCUCUGGGUUGGUUCUGAGAUGAUCCACUUGAUGGAGCUGCCACAUCCUGAUACAUUGACAGGACGCCCUGAGCAUGGUGGACGCGAUCAUCAUACCUGUAUAGCAAUUAAAGAUGUAUUGAAGCUGAAAGAAAAAUUUGAAAAAGCUAGUAUAUUUAUGAAUCCUUAUUUUCCUUGUCUGCUAGUUAUACAAUACACUGGCUGCGAUUGAUAACCAUCCUUUUUUUGUCUAAUUGUCCCUCAUUGCUAAAUAUGAUUAUGUGAUAUGAUCUUUGUUGCGUUGAUUA